UGCACUCUCUCGUAACUCAUUCUCUGCCGCCACCGGAGGUCAUUGUCCUCCGCCGGAGUUCGAUCACUGCCACCAGUUUCGCUAGAGGUCGCUGGCAACCUUCACCCAUGUUCGUAAGUAGUCGUCGGAGGUCACCGACUGCCGUCGCCUGAAGUUGCCGGCCGCCAACGCGACUGCUGGUGGUUUUGGACGAGCCAAAUGCCAAAUAUUUCUUUCAGCAUCAUUGAAAAUCAUUUUCAACAAAAAAAACAUUUUACAUUGAAAUAAACGGAGGGUAAGAUUAAAAAUGUAAGCUUUAUGUCCUCCCUAAAUGUCUUGGGACAGAUUUCAGACCUUAAAGAUAGAUUGAACCUGGAAUGGCCAUCGCUCCUGCUGGAGGAUAAUUAUGAACUAUGGAAAGAUGAGUGGGAAAACCAUGGAAGUUGCUCCCAAGACAUACUCCCUCAGCAUGCAUUUUUUAAGGCAGCACUCGAACUCAAGGAAAAAUAUAGACUCGAGGAUAUGCUAGCAGAGAAAGAUAUCUAUCCAUAUGGUGAAAUCUACAAAGUAGAUAGCAUUACUGAUGCUAUUAGAACAGCUACAGGGCACAAUCCUCAAAUACAGUGCGACUUGUACAAGAAAAUACCUCUGCUCUCCCAUAUUUUCCUGUGCUUUGACUACAAUGCAACCAAUAUCAUCGACUGCCCCGUAAAAGAGAGAUGCCACCAUGAUGAAAUAAUGAUUCCUUUCUCUACUUGGUUCUUGAAAGAACAAGCGAGGGAAAGAAAAUGGGAGAGGAAAAAUACUCCUGUCCCACAGUUUGCAAACUUGGGAAAAUAAGAGUGAAGAGAAAUUUCCUGGAAUGUAUUUUCCUCUGUUUGUUUAUGUUCAUUGUUCUAGUAA
Messenger RNA from Corylus avellana, 882 nucleotides. The record is from RefSeq and is a predicted model, not a curated record. NCBI's taxonomy places the organism in Eukaryota, Viridiplantae, Streptophyta, Magnoliopsida, Fagales, Betulaceae.